Molecule: messenger RNA, 3708 nt
Organism: Gracilinanus agilis (Agile Gracile Mouse Opossum)
Lineage: Eukaryota; Metazoa; Chordata; Mammalia; Didelphimorphia; Didelphidae
Gene: PPFIA3
Product: PTPRF interacting protein alpha 3
Exons: 22
Biological process (GO): synapse organization
Cellular component (GO): presynaptic active zone
Molecular function (GO): protein binding
Source: RefSeq, a predicted model, not a curated record
GCAUUGGCACAGAGAGAGGAUAUGGAAGAGAGGAUCACGACGCUGGAGAAGCGUUACCUGAGUGCACAGCGGGAGGCUACCUCACUCCAUGAUGCCAAUGACAAAUUGGAGAAUGAGCUAGCCAGCAAGGAAUCUCUGUACCGCCAGAGUGAGGAAAAGGGCCGCCAGCUGGCAGAGUGGCUGGAGGAUGCAAAGCAGAAGCUAGCUCAGACGCUGCAAAAGGCCGAAACACUGCCCGAGAUUGAGGCACAGCUGGCACAGAGGGUGGCAGCCCUCAGCAAGGCAGAGGAACGCCAUGGGAACUUUGAGGAGCGCCUGAGGCAGCUGGAGGCACAAUUGGAAGAGAAGAACCAGGAGCUGCAGAGGGCCCGGCAGCGGGAGAAGAUGAAUGAUGAACACAACAAGCGUCUCUCUGACACCGUGGACAAGCUGCUAAGCGAGUCCAAUGAGCGGCUGCAGCUGCAUCUCAAGGAGCGCAUGGGGGCACUGGAGGAGAAGAACACGCUAAGCGAGGAGAUUGCCAGCAUGAAGAAGCUGCAGGAUGAGCUGCUGCUCAACAAGGAGCAGCUCCUGGCGGAGAUGGAGCGAAUGCAGAUGGAGAUCGACCAGCUGCGAGGGCGGCCGCCUUCCUCCUACUCCAGGUCCCUCCCCGGCAGUGCUCUGGAGCUGCGCUACUCUCAGGCCCCAACGCUGCCAUCGGGUGCUCACCUGGACCCUUAUGGUGCCCCUGGAGGCCGGGUGGGCAAGAGAGGGGGCCGCUGGCCUGGCACCAAGGAUGAGCCAGCCAAGGAUUGGGCAGAUCGUGUGGCAGGCCGGGAACCUUCCUCUGGCUCCGGGACUGGGCCAGGCUCAGGUGCAGGACCUUUCGAAGCAGACCUGGAGGGCUCUGAUGAGGAUGAACCUGAGGGUCUGUUCGGACCCGAGCUGCUGUCGCCCAGUGGGCAGGCCGAUGUGCAGACCCUCGCUAUAAUGCUGCAGGAGCAGCUUGAGGCCAUCAAUAAGGAAAUCAAGCUUAUCCAGGAGGAGAAGGAGACAACAGAGCAGCGGGCAGAGGAGCUGGAGAGCAGGGUGUCUGGCUCUGGCCUGGACUCCCUGGGACGCUACCGGGCCAGCUGCUCCCUUCCGCCUUCCCUGACUACAUCCACCCUGGCCAGUCCUUCGCCCCCCAGCUCUGGCCACUCCACCCCACGCCCUGCCCCACCUAGCCCUGCUCGGGAAGCUCCAGCCAACAGCACUAGCAACACUGCAGAGAAGCCUAACCAUGUGCCCAGAGAGGACGGUGUUGUCUCUGGGGACACGCCGCCCCCCACACCACGAUCUGCCCGCCUUGAAAAGAUGACCCAGGCCCUAGCUCUUCAGGCUGGGGGCUCCCUGGAGGAUGGGAGUCCUGCUCGGCCCAGCGAAGGGGCCCCAGACCCCCUUCAUAAGGCCCCCAAGAAGAAGAGCAUUAAGUCCUCCAUUGGCCGCCUCUUUGGCAAGAAGGAGAAGGGCCGCCUGGGAGGCCCUCCAGGCCGAGAUGGGCCCUCUCUGGCCGGUACCCCCUCAGAUGAGAUGUCCCCUGCUGACCCUCUGGGGCUGUCAAAGCUCACAGGGCCUCCCGGAGAUAAAGACCGAAGGAACAAGAGGAAGCAUGAGCUCUUGGAGGAAGCCUGUCGACAGGGCCUGCCCUUUGCUGCCUGGGAUGGACCCACCGUUGUCUCCUGGUUGGAGCUGUGGGUGGGGAUGCCAGCCUGGUAUGUGGCCGCCUGCCGGGCCAAUGUGAAGAGCGGGGCCAUCAUGGCCAACCUGUCCGACACGGAAAUCCAACGGGAGAUCGGCAUCAGCAACCCCCUGCACCGGCUCAAGCUCCGGCUGGCCAUCCAGGAGAUGGUGUCCCUCACCUCCCCUUCAGCACCAGCCUCCUCCCGAACGUGCACCGGCAACGUUUGGAUGACCCAUGAGGAGAUGGAGUCCCUCACAGCCGCCACUAAGCCAGAGCCCAAGGAGAUCAGCUGGGAGCAGAUCCUGGCCUACGGCGACAUGAACCACGAGUGGGUGGGAAACGACUGGCUGCCCAGCCUGGGGCUGCCCCAGUACCGCAGCUACUUCAUGGAAUCCUUAGUUGACGCUCGCAUGCUCGAUCACCUCAACAAGAAAGAGCUUCGGGGCCAGCUCAAGAUGGUAGACAGCUUCCACAGAGUGAGUCUCCACUAUGGGAUUAUGUGUUUGAAGAGGCUCAACUAUGACCGUAAAGACCUGGAGCGGAGGCGAGAGGAAAGUCAGAGCCACGUAAGAGACGUGAUGGUGUGGUCGAAUGAGCGAGUGAUGGGCUGGGUGUCAGGCUUGGGGCUGAAGGAGUUUGCUGGAAACCUGUCUGAGAGCGGCGUGCACGGGGCCCUGCUGGCCCUGGACGAGACCUUCGACUGCUCCGACCUGGCCUUGCUGCUGCAGAUCCCGACACAAAACGCGCAGGCCCGGCAGCUGCUGGAGAAAGAGUUCGGGAACCUCAUUUCCAUGGGCACUGAUCGGAGGCUGGACGAGGACAGCGCCAAGUCUUUCAGUCGCUCCCCGUCGUGGCGGAAAAUGUUCCGAGAGAAGGACUUGCGCGGAGUCAGCCCUGACUCAGCCGAGAUGCUGCCCCCCAAUUUCCGCUCGGCCGCCGCGGGAGCCUUGGGUUCCCCGGGCCUCCCUCUGCGUAAGCUGCAGCCCGACGGCCCUCCUUCGGGGAGCCCGCGGGCGGAUGGCGGAGUCUCCGUGCGGACAUACUCCUGUUAAUGCUCAGCCAGGUGAGGGGGCCUUCCGGAGUAGCGGAGCCACGGCUUUCCGAGCUUCCUGACCUGCCCUCCCCCCUCCUCCAGUACAGGUGGGCGCGCUCAGGAGGAGCCUCAGUAGGGGGAGAUGAAGGUCCGCCUCUGCUCCCCGCUCCAGGAGAAUGGACUCACCCGCGGAAGGGCCCGGGUUCGGAGAGACUAGCGAGUCUCUCUGGACUGAACCAUUUUGUACAGACCGGGAGGGAGAGGCGUGUCUCAGCCUCUGGCCAAUACACGUGAACUGGAUUUCGGGAAGGGAGGGGGCAGUUUGGAAUCUUCCUCCUCCCUUUUGCUACUUUGUAAUUUAUUUCUGUUUCCGAGUGAGGGGAGGAGGGGACUCAACUUCGCCUCCUCAGGGGCCGCAUGCUGGGGGCGGGGCGUGACCCGACCCUUGCUCCUACCUUCCCACUGUUCUCCUUCCCCUCUCCAGCCCCGGGGCCCCAGUCCUCCCGGGCGCGCCCCCGCGGGGGACUCGCUGCUACAGGCCCCGCCUCCUCUCUCCCCCUCCCUUUCCUUCCUUGGGAAAGGGGGGGAACGUGGAAGCCUCGUUUUUUCCGAUUAUCCGGGAUGCCUCAAAGUCCCGAUUAUCCAGGCAGGCAUUUUUGGGGUGGGGUUUGGGGGGCCCCUUUCCCUGUCCGUGUGUCUCGCGUACCCUGGAUCUCGUCCUGCCCUCCCCCUGACCCGUUAUUCCGGGGAGUGGGACGGAGGGAGAGGAGGAACCUAGGUGUCCCUUCCCUGCCCAGUCCCCGGUCUUCCCCGCGGGCUCCGGUUUGUUUUGUUUUGUUUUGUUUUUUGUUUUUGUUUUGCAUGGGAGAAUCCGCCGGGGCAGGGGCGGUGGAAGGGGGGGGAUGGGCCCCCUCCGUCCUCGUGCCCCCACCUCAGAUGUCAGUGAUCUUGGUGAAAGAAAACUGUUUCGAAA